Molecule: messenger RNA, 1374 nt
Organism: Epithele typhae
Lineage: Eukaryota; Fungi; Basidiomycota; Agaricomycetes; Polyporales; Epitheliaceae
Product: glutamine synthetase/guanido kinase
Exons: 6
Coding region: 1-1374 (457 amino acids)
Molecular function (GO): glutamine synthetase activity
Source: RefSeq, a predicted model, not a curated record
AUGGCAUCACCCCAGGGAGCCCCUUACGGGGUUCUGUACGACUACCAGAAACCCCUCAAGGACCUCGCCAAUGCCAACAUCAAGUUCGUCCGCAUUCAAUGGAUCGACUACAUCAACACCGUCCGCUUCCGGGUCGUCCCCACUCGCUACUUCCUCGAGAUGCACGGGAUUCGCAAUGGAGCCGAGGCUGUCGCCCCCGCCAACAAUGUGCGUCCCGGGAUUGGGCUCACCAAGGCAUCGCUCGGCCUGGUGGGUCUCAAUGUCGCCCCGGGGUUCGGAGCGGUGGGGGAGCACCUGUACGUGCCAGACCUCUCGAGCUGGCGCGUAUGCACGUACGCCCCGGGUCACGCUUCGGUGAUGGGCUAUCUCCAGGAGAAAACACCGCACCCCCAGCAUGGGCUGACGGUACCGCUGUGUCCGCGGACGCUGUUGAAGAGGAUCGUAGACGAUGCCGAAAUGGCGGGCAUCCGCUACCUCGUCGGCGUCGAGUCCGAGUUCAUCCUCCUCAAGCAGACCCGUCCGGCCCCCGUUUUCGCCGCGAUCGGCGACUGGUCGUGCUCGUCCAAGACGCGCACCGGCAGCGCCGAGGCCGCGAUCCUCGAGCGGAUCGCGACCUGCCUGCUCGACGCCGGAGUCGAGCUGCAGAUGUACCACGCCGAGGCGGCGCCCGGCCAGUUCGAGGUCGUCACGGGCCCGCUGCCCCCGCUCGAAGCCGCGGACGCGCUCGUGUUUACGCGCGAGACAAUCUACAACGUCGCGCACUCGCACGGCUACAAGGCACCUUCGCGCCGCGCCUCCACGACGAUUCGUCACCUCCUCCCCCGCGCCCCCCGCGCCGCCGACGCCGCGCUCGCGCCGACGCUCACGCCCGCCGAGCGCUCCUUCCUCGCCGGCGUGCUCGCGCACCUGCCCGCCGCGCUCGCGCUCACGCUCCCCACCGCGGCCUCGUACGCGCGCAUGCGCGACGGCGUCUGGGCCGGCGGCACGUACGCGUGCUGGGGCACGUACAACCGCGAGGCGCCGCUCCGCGCGUGCGGCGGCGCGGGCGCGCACCACUUCGAGGCCAAGUGCGUCGACGGGACGAGCGCGCCGCACCUCGCGCUCGCCGCGCUGCUUGCGGCGGGCACGCGUGGCCCGGUGGCGGAGAUGAGCGCGGAGGAGCGGGAGGCGGUCGGGCUGGGAGAGGGGCGGGUGAAGAGGCUGCCGCUGAGCAUUGGGGAGGCGAGGGAGGCGUUGAGGAAGGAUGCGGUGAUGCGGGAGAUGCUGGGGGAGGAGUUCGUGAGUGCGUAUCUGGGCGUGAACGAGCUUAUGGAAAGGUGGAUGAAGGGAAAGGACGAAGCAGAGACCACGGUCAAGUUGGUAGAGUACUUUUGA